GGACUUGUCAGGCUCCGAUGUUUCCCAGAGAAUGUAGAGAGUGCUAGUAGUAUGAACACCACGACUUUCUCUCCAGUGGACUGCACACAAGGUCUACUCAAGGAACACCCUUCUUGUUUGCCACUUUCCUUGAGGCGGACGGUUGUCCCUUUCGGUGGUGCAAGGAGAAGAUCGCUCCUCAGCAGCAGCAGGAUUAUUGUUCAAGCUGCCAGCUUCAGGCCAUGCAUUGAUAUACACCAGGGCAGGGUGAAGCAGAUUGUUGGGUCGUCCUUGAAAGACCUUGCUGCAGAGAGGGAGCAGUCGUCACAGGAUGCCUUGGUCGUCAAUUUUGACACGGAUCUUCGAUCCAGCUUCUUUGCCAAAUUGUACCAGAACAGUGACUUGAAAGGGGGUCAUGUCGUCAUGCUUGGCUCUGACCAAGCCAGCAGGUAUGCGGCGUAUGAAGCGCUCAUGGCAUAUCCUGGAGGCCUGCAGAUUGGGGGUGGAGUCACCACCGAUAAUGCCUUAGAGUACCUCAACGCAGGAGCCUCCCACGUCAUCGUCACAUCAUUUGUGUUCAGGGAAGGGCGCUUGGAAGAGGAGCGCCUACAAAGCUUGGUGAAGCUUGUGGGGAAGGAGCGUCUAGUUCUGGAUUUGAGCUGCAGGAAGCGCGAUGGGCAGUACUAUGUGGUCACUGACCGGUGGCAGCGCUUCAGCGAAUUAGCUGUGGACCAGCGGACGCUGAAUGACCUCGCGGGGAGCUGCGCAGAGUUUCUGGUGCAUGGGGUGGAUGUGGAGGGGAUGCAGCUGGGUGUAGACGAGGAGCUGGUGCAUCUGCUGGGCCAGGCUUCUCCCAUACCAGUCACCUACGCCGGUGGUGUGAGAUCUCUGGAUGAUCUGGAGCGGGUGAAGACGGCAGGGAGUGGGCGCGUGGACAUCACAGUCGGCAGUGCGCUGGACAUUUUUGGGGGGAAGCUGCCGUAUGGAGAAGUGCUGGCCUGGCACAAACAGCAGCAGUCCAGCCCACAGGGUGCAGACCGCGUUGCUGCCUGAUUAGCUGCUACUAUUUUAGCUCCGUGGUCGCAUUCCGUUUAUAGCUUGUACAGGAAUACACAAAAUGAAGUUUGCCAAUGCUCCAUGCGUGCUAUCUCUCUGUUGCUUCAGCACUGCAAUUUUUGCACUGUCCUGGGAGUGCAAAUAGGGGGAGGGGAGUGGCAGGGGUCGAGUCAAGCAUCUGGGCACAGUAUGAGGCCGUUACAUUGGCAGAAACCUGGACCCAGAGGGUGGGCAUAUGUAGUGAGUAAGUACGGUGAUCUGGCAUAUUUUGAGUCGAAACCUUUCAAUCUUCAAUCUUUGGCAGCUGAU
Molecule: messenger RNA, 1344 nt
Organism: Coccomyxa subellipsoidea C-169
Lineage: Eukaryota; Viridiplantae; Chlorophyta; Trebouxiophyceae; Coccomyxaceae
Product: phosphoribosylformimino-5-aminoimidazole carboxamide ribonucleotide isomerase
Exons: 7
Coding region: 52-1032 (326 amino acids)
Biological process (GO): L-histidine biosynthetic process; L-tryptophan biosynthetic process
Cellular component (GO): cytoplasm
Molecular function (GO): 1-(5-phosphoribosyl)-5-[(5-phosphoribosylamino)methylideneamino]imidazole-4-carboxamide isomerase activity
Source: RefSeq, a predicted model, not a curated record